AUGGAGCCUCCUCCUGUUCAACAAAGUCAUCCGCAUCCCAAGGCUUCGAAUUCUGUUACCGAAGCUACUGCUACUUGUGGUAGCCCUAGUCAUAAGCCACUGCAACAACUUCCACAUGAAGCAGCAGCUCGUACUCGUAUUCAUCAUCAUGUUGCCAAUAAUGGUGCCUCAUCUUCUGCAGCACAAGAGGCUGAUCAUCGGUUCUCCGAUGAGGAAGAGGAGCUGAACAAUUUCAACAACAAUCAGAAGAAGCAGCAGGAUGCUUUUCUUAGCAGCUUUCCACCUGGAUAUAGGUUCAACCCUCGUGAUGAAGAACUUGUGCGGUAUUACCUCCAGAAAAAGAUCAUGGAUGAGCCAUUGCCUCCUAACAAGAUCAUGGAAGUUAAUCUCUACCGUCACAAUCCUGAGACGCUUGCUGGUAAAUAUGAUACUUAUGGAGAAAAAGAAUGGUACUUUUUUACUCCAAGGGACCGCAAGUAUCGCAAUGGUAAGCGACCAAAUAGGAAAGCUAGCGAUGGUUAUUGGAAGGCCACAGGAGCGGACAAAUCAAUAAAGUCUGGUAAUGUAGAGGUUGGUUUUAGAAAAGCUCUCGUUUUCUACAAUGGCAAACCUCCAAAGGGAAAAAAGACCAAUUGGAUCAUGCAUGAGUAUCGAGUUCCUGAUUCACGUACUGUCAAAAGGACUGAAAAUGACAUGAGGUUGGAUAAUUGGGUGCUCUGUAGAAUUUAUAAGAAAGCUGAUAACAAGAACAAAAUUCAGGAAGCAGAUCUUGCUGAAGAAAAUAUCUCUAUGUCAAUACUAGAUGACACAGAGAUGGAGAUGAACGGUCAAGUUGAUAACACUCAAGCAACGAAAUCUAAAGAAGAAUACCCUCACACCAUUGCUCAUCCACCAUUGGAGUUUGACAGGGCAUAUUCUAAUUUUGCAUAUCAUUAUACUUCAUACCCGGAUCAACCUAUGAUUGAUGCACUUAGCAACAACAUGCGUCAUCACUUAAUCCAACCAGUUGCUUUCGAUUCUAAGGAUAGUUAUGGAAAUAUGUAUCAUUCGCUGCCGACUCGUGGAUCUUCUUCAGCAAUGCAAUCUCUUGAUGAAAACUGUAUAGUGCCAUUCUCUGAACAUAAGCAUGGGUGUAGUGUGCAUCUAAUUGACAUGACUUCAGAAUCCGUGGUUUGUAAAGAAGAAGGAUCAGAUCAAAAAUAUGGUGUACAAUUUCCGGGUCAAAAAUAUGUUGUGCAAUCUCCUGAACAAGAAAAGACACAUUGUUAUGGAAAGAGUGUCCAACCAAGUGAUGCAGUUGAUAGUAGACAUAAUCCAUCAACACCUUGUCUUGAUCAAAAGAGCAUUCAACAAGAAAUUGGUAAGUCUCUAUUAUCACCACCAUCUGAUGAUCUACCAUAUUGCAUACAAGAACCAGAUGACGAACAUGAUAAUAUCUUGUUUAGUGAUUCAUACUUUCGGUAUUCGGAAGUUUUUCCAUGGGUAUGA
Fragaria vesca subsp. vesca is the source of this 1488-nucleotide messenger RNA. RefSeq lists its product as uncharacterized. NCBI's taxonomy places the organism in Eukaryota, Viridiplantae, Streptophyta, Magnoliopsida, Rosales, Rosaceae. The record is from RefSeq and is a predicted model, not a curated record. Gene Ontology annotation, molecular function: DNA binding. Gene Ontology annotation, biological process: regulation of DNA-templated transcription. The coding region runs from base 1 to 1488 and encodes 495 amino acids. The transcript has 3 exons.